Molecule: messenger RNA, 633 nt
Organism: Aspergillus tanneri
Lineage: Eukaryota; Fungi; Ascomycota; Eurotiomycetes; Eurotiales; Aspergillaceae
Gene: MET14
Product: adenylyl-sulfate kinase
Exons: 2
Coding region: 1-633 (210 amino acids)
Biological process (GO): sulfate assimilation
Molecular function (GO): adenylylsulfate kinase activity; ATP binding
Source: RefSeq, a predicted model, not a curated record
AUGGCCUCGAACAUAACCUACCACGCCAGCGCCCUCACCCGCUCGGAGCGCAGUGCCCUACGCAACCAGCGUGGCCUGACCAUCUGGCUAACGGGGCUCUCUGCAUCAGGUAAAUCGACAUUGGCCGUGGAACUCGAGCACCAACUCCUUCACGACCGGGGCGUCCACGCCUACCGUCUCGACGGCGACAACGUCCGAUUCGGACUAAACAAAGACCUCGGAUUCAGCGAACAAGACCGUAACGAGAACAUCCGUCGGAUCGCAGAGGUCGCGAAGUUAUUCGCAGACAGUGCCUCUAUUGCCAUCACCUCAUUUAUCUCCCCUUAUCGUGCGGACCGGGACACCGCCCGCCAGCUACAUGAGGUGCCUACCCCCGGUGAGGAGACCGGGUUGCCCUUCGUUGAGGUCUUUGUUGAUGUCCCUGUUGAGGUGGCGGAGAAGAGAGAUCCAAAGGGUCUGUAUAAGAAGGCUAGAGAGGGGGUUAUUAAGGAGUUUACGGGGAUUAGUGCCCCCUAUGAGGCUCCUGUUAAUCCAGAGGUGCAUAUUAGGAAUGUUGAUCUGUCGGUGAAGGAUGCUGUCGCGCAGAUUGUUAAGUAUUUGGAUGAGCAGGGGUACUUACCUCCGAAGGAAUAG